UUUACUCGUCUCUUUUUUUGCGGUAACGGCGUUUGAUUCUUUUAUAUACAUUGCGUAAACGUUCAUUAAAUAAAGCGCAGCGUUCCGUCGUUAAAGGCCUAUACAAUGAGAGGCGGCGAUUUCAUGUCAGAGUCGAACGAAAGCGUUUGACACUAUCAAUUGAAGAAAAUGGUAAACGAAGCACGAUUUAAACGCUUUUGAGUACGAUUUGACAGGUUUAAAACAAGAUGAACAGUUUACAAUUAUCACAUUCAAUCUCGGAAUCUUAUCGAGUAUGGAACGACCUUCUACAUUACACUAUAAACCUCCGAGUAUGGAAGAAAAUCGUCAAGACCUGCAAUAUUUUCCCAAUACGGCUGUAUCUUCGACAACGUCGUCGUCUUAUUACCGAUAUUCGCCGCCUUAUUCUCCUAAAGCGAUAACGCCACCUCAGCAAGAAUCUCCUGCUAAUUUUUCAUCGACGCUCAACUCGGUCGGCUACGGAACGGAUAGUUACGCGUCGGCCAAUGGAAGUUCGAACGCUAUCGAUCUAAGUGCCUUUGCCCUUCAAGCUCACAACGAAGCGAACGAGGAAGAGAACCACCAUCUUCAUCAUCAUCACCACCAUCACCUUCAUCACGACGAUCUUAACGACGAUUCCCACCAUCAGCCUCAUCAUCAUCACUUUCAUAAUAAGAGUAAGGACAAUUCAUCAAGUGGUAUAUCUAGUACGAGCGGAGAAGAAAAGAGAUUACAAGUCGAUCAGGGAGCUUCUUCGAGAGAAGAAGUAAGUAAUAGGUCAACUGAAAAACCGCCCCACAGCUACCUAAGAUUAAUAGCCGAAGCCCUAUUAGACGCCCCAGAGCAAAAGUUAAUACUAUAUGAUAUAUACAACUACAUUCAAACCAAGUACGAAUAUUAUAAUAACGAAGAGAAGGGUUGGAGAAACUCUAUAAGGCAUAACUUGUCUAUAAAUACGUGCUUUGUAAAGCAGAAUAAGCAUAGGACUGGUAAAGGACACUAUUGGGCGUUGCAUCCAUCUUGUAUUGAGGAUUUUAAGAACGGCGACUUUUCAAAAAGUUAUACGGCUAAACGUGUUAGAAGACGGAAACCGGCAGCUCCAUUAACAUCUACACCCCGUAACCGAUACGAAUCAAUGCCAAUGAAUUACGGAAGGUUUUCACCCUACGCAGUUCCACCUCCAAACUUUCCAAAUCUACCGCCAACAUUACCUCCGUCAUUACCCAAUCCAUUCUAUCCAACACACGAUACUAAUAAUGCAACAUGGGCGUUGGCCACCCGAUUUCCACCUCAAUAUUUUGAUUAUUCAACACCAAUUGGGGACGCCGCCUCGGCCGCACACGCCAAUUAUCAAUCGUAUACGUGA
Dimorphilus gyrociliatus is the source of this 1366-nucleotide messenger RNA. Lineage: Eukaryota; Metazoa; Annelida; Polychaeta; Dinophilidae. The record is from the annotation of a GenBank genome assembly.